Molecule: messenger RNA, 2112 nt
Organism: Copidosoma floridanum
Lineage: Eukaryota; Metazoa; Arthropoda; Insecta; Hymenoptera; Encyrtidae
Gene: nst
Product: phosphoglucomutase 3-like protein nst
Biological process (GO): carbohydrate metabolic process; UDP-N-acetylglucosamine biosynthetic process
Molecular function (GO): phosphoacetylglucosamine mutase activity; magnesium ion binding
Source: RefSeq, a predicted model, not a curated record
ACUUUUUUGGGCACGUUGGCACUUUGGAGUUUGGAGUUUGGAGUCUCCAAAUUGAAGACACGGAGACACACUUAUUUGUCAGUUGUCAGCUUGCCAUUUGUCAGGCUGGCCAGUAACAGAUACAAAAAUAAAUGCUCAAUAAUAUUGCAUUGAAAUUUCUUUCGUUCAAGUUAUUUUCGCAUUUUUUAACAAAAAAUUUAAAGAGGACGAUGGCUGAUUCGAUGGACGUUUUUAGCAUCAUUGAAAAUUUAGCUAAAAAUCAGUACAAAAAGGUUUACCGAGGCGACGUGCAAUAUGGAACCGCUGGCUUUAGAACAAGAGCCGAUCACCUUGAUCAUGUAUUGUACAGAAUGGGAUUGUUAACGGUUUUGAGAUCUCAAGCAAAAAAAGCUGUCAUUGGAAUAAUGAUAACAGCAAGCCACAAUCCAGAGGCAGAUAACGGAGUUAAGCUUGUUGACCCUCAAGGUGAGAUGUUGGAGGCAUCCUGGGAAGAAAUCGCGACCAAGUUUGUCAACGUUGAUGAUGACAAAGUCGUCUCAACUCUCCGAGAAAUCAUAAAACAGGAGAACAUUGACACAAGUUUUCCUGCAUCUGUCAUUAUUGGCAGAGACACGAGAAAGAGUAGUUUGCCAUUGUCUCAGGCUGCAAUUGCCGGAAUCAAGGCUAUGAAUGGGAAACUACAAGAUUUCGGAGUCGUCACGACACCACAGCUCCAUUACUUAGUUGUCUGUACAAAUACAAAUGGUACUUAUGGAAUACCUACAUUAGAUGGUUAUUAUGAGAAAAUAAGCAAGGCCUUUAAGACUGUGGCAGGCAUGACAAAUGAUAGGGACAAGUACUUGGCUAGGCUACAAUUGGAUGCUGCUAACGGGGUUGGUUCUAUGGCUAUCAAAGAGUUUAAAACCCGACUUUCUGGUGUGCUCGAUAUUGAAAUUUUCAACAGCGGUGAUGGAGAACUCAAUCUCAAUUGUGGAGCAGAUUAUGUUAAAAUUCAACAAGUACCUCCACUGAACGUUCCAUUGCAACCGUAUGUCAGAUGCGUCAGUAUUGAUGGAGAUGCCGACAGAGUGGUUUAUUACUUCACAGAUGAUCAAAACAAAUUUCACCUUUUGGAUGGUGACAGAAUUGCUAUUCUGAUGGCUGCUUACUUGAAGGAGUUACUUUUACAAAGUCAUUUGGACGUGCAACUGGGACUGGUACAAACGGCCUAUGCUAAUGGAAGCUCUACCGCAUACAUCACCGACACUUUGAAAGUACCUGUGGCGUGUGUACCAACUGGCGUAAAGUACUUGCACCACAAAGCUUUGGAGUUCGAAAUUGGUGUUUAUUUCGAAGCAAACGGCCACGGCACUGUUAUUUUCAAGGAUUCGGCUGUUCAAAGGAUCCGAUCUGUGGCUUGUGACAAAAGUAUUCCUGAAAGUCAGCAGCUAGCAGCUCGGAAUCUGAGCCACGUAAUCGACGUGAUCAACCAGACUGUUGGCGAUGCCAUAAGCGACAUGCUUGUGGUCGAGCUUAUUUUAAGGGCCAAAGGUUGGGACGCGGCUGCUUGGGAGAAAAUGUAUCAAGACCUUCCGUGCAAGCAGGUGAAGGUCAAGGUUCAGGACAGAAAUGCCAUUACGACCACCGAUGCGGAAAGACGUUGCGUUUUGCCGAAAGGACUGCAAGAGCGAAUCGAUGAGAUUGUCGCCAAGUACUCGAAAGGAAGAUCUUUCGUUAGACCUUCUGGAACUGAAGAUGUCGUACGAGUCUAUGCGGAAUGUGAAAAUGCGUCUGAUAUCGAGAAAUUCACUGCCGAAGUGUCGCUGGCUGUGUUUCAAUUGGCUGGAGGAGUUGGAACCGAACCUGUUGUGCCAUCAUAAAAGCAAGAAUGAUGUUUUUUGCCAAUUGUUUGAUUGUGAUUGAAAUUUUAUAUUGUUACUACUUGCAUUUAUAUUUUUACAUGUCAGAUCAUUUGAUUUUAUACAUCAACUCAACAAAGAUUUUUAGCGAAAUACUAAGAUGUAUAUUUUAAGUGAUCUUGGAUAAAAUAGGCAUCUACCGUGUUAUCAUUUAACUAAGAAUGUGUUUUAAGAAGCUUUAUCAUUGAACAAGAAUGGUUUGUAGUAAUUUCAA